UAUGGAAUAUUCAUUCUAUAAUUUUUUAUUCCUCUAUACUUGAGCAGUGAUUACCGGGUACUAGUUGUUUUAUACUUACGUAUAUCCGUUCACAAAAUAAAUCAAAGAUGAGCUUAAAGUUUACAUUACCUGUAAUUGAUAUCAUAAAAUCGUUACGCGAACAUUUACGACGCAAGCGCUAUCUAAAUUUAGAAAUGCCGCCCAAGACAAGUCAUGCCUGCGCCGAUCGAUUAACGCAAACUGCCAAAAGGUUAAGGUAAUUCCCAAAUUUUUAUCUUAAUAGUUGCCAGGCAGAAAGAUAUCGGGUUAAUUUUUAAUUUAUAAAAAUUAAACCCGGUUAAAAGAUAGUUAAAGCUUAUCAAAAAUAAAAUUAUUAUUGAAAAUAUUGUACAUGCGCGACUUUAAGGAAACUCAGUAUCGACAGAUUCCAAACGCCCACAUAAUUUUGAUGUAUAAUAGUGCGAGAUGAAUAUAUCGGAUGUCGCAUUCUGACGCUGUUCAUCUCAGCUUGUUGCUCCGGAAUCGGAACAACGAUUAUUCGUUGGCUCUCUGCCAUUUCGCCAGUUUAUUUUGCUUUAGCCGGCUUGGAGUCCUGUGUUGUUAACAAUAAAGUGCUGUUUUUAUUAUUUUAAUUUGUGCUAUUGUGUUUGAAAAUCAUAAAAGUGCACUUGUUAGUUGAAUUAUAAAACCGCACGUGAAAAAAAUGGCGUCGGAAAAUAAAAAUGUUCCGUACACAAUACCAAUGGAUAACAGGAACGCACCACCGCCACCUUACGGCAUAGUUGGGCUAUCUUAUAGCCCUUAUGAGCAUCCAAAUGUCAAACAGGACGAAAAACCUGAUGCUGGUCAACAACCUACAGAAAACAAUACGAGCACGAUCAUGUCAUUGCCAGAGAUUAUAGUGGAUGUGGACGACCAAGAUACUUUAGUCGCUAAUAUGAUCUUUUCGUUAAAAUCAAUACGACAUGCUUUCAUUAAAAAGGUAUUCUUUAUAGUUUUGGUGCAGUUACUAAUAACUGCUUUCGUUACAUAUGGCUUGAUGAAAUGGGAACUCUACAUGAAUUUUGCUCUCGGAAAUAUUUAUCUUGUUUUAGGUAUAUCCGUCAGCUGUUAUAUAACAACGUUCCUGGCCAUGUUGUGCUUCACGAGCGCGAGACGUAAAGUGCCCUACAAUUACAUGUUCCUUCUGCUGUUUACAUUGUCUUUGACAAUACUCCUACCCCUUGUCAUAGUAGAUAUACCUUUUGAACAGAUCGUGUUUGCUGCGAGUUCGACAUUCGCUAUAGUGACGGCUCUAACAUUAUUUGCCUUCCAGACUAAGAUAGACUUCACAUAUCUAUCGGGAUUCGGCCUAUCUCUGGUGGUACCUAUGAUCGUAUUCGGUAUUGGUGCUCUUAUGCAGAAAUACGAUACAUUGCAAUUAUUGUACGUAACUAUUGUAGUUAUAGUGAUAUCUGUAUACAUUGUAAUCGACAUCCAACUUAUAAUAGGAGGAGAACACAGAUUAAGUUUCUCUCCUGAAGAAUAUGUAUUCGCAGCUCUUGUCUUAUACGUUGAUAUUAUGUAUCUGUUCAUGAAAUUAUUGCGGUUUGCGAAUCGUUAAUAAUCUAUAUCAAAUCUUCUUCUUCUUCGUUCAUUAUGAACAUAUACUGAAUAUACAGGGUGUCCCAAAAGGUUACGUACAUAGGAAGGGGGAUGAUAGGGGUGGUCACAAGGGUCGCC
Papilio xuthus (Asian swallowtail) is the source of this 1722-nucleotide messenger RNA. RefSeq names its product protein lifeguard 1-like. The coding region runs from base 704 to 1603 and encodes 299 amino acids. The transcript is spliced from 7 exons. Lineage: Eukaryota; Metazoa; Arthropoda; Insecta; Lepidoptera; Papilionidae. Gene Ontology annotation, cellular component: membrane. The record is from RefSeq and is a predicted model, not a curated record.